Molecule: messenger RNA, 4436 nt
Organism: Prinia subflava (tawny-flanked prinia)
Lineage: Eukaryota; Metazoa; Chordata; Aves; Passeriformes; Cisticolidae
Product: peptidyl-prolyl cis-trans isomerase-like 4
Exons: 1
Coding region: 2005-3348 (447 amino acids)
Biological process (GO): protein peptidyl-prolyl isomerization
Cellular component (GO): nucleus
Molecular function (GO): RNA binding; peptidyl-prolyl cis-trans isomerase activity
Source: RefSeq, a predicted model, not a curated record
UCCCAGCACAGGAAGGACAUGGAGCUGUUGGAGCCAGUCCAGAGCAGGGACACCAAGGGGAUCAGAGGGAUGGAGCAGCUCUGCUGGGAAGAAGGGCUGAAAGAAUUGGGAUUGUUGUGACUGAGUGUGUGGCCAACUGAUUGUUGUUGGGUGUGUGGCCUUCCAGUGCUUGAAGGGAACCUACAGAAAGGAUGGAGAGAGACUCUUGAAAAGGGUCUGGAGGCACAGGACAAGGGGGAAUGGCUUCACACUGAAGAGAGGAGGGUUAGAUUGGAUAACAGGAAGAAAUUAUCUCCUGUGAGGGUGGUGAGGCCCUGGCACAGGCUGCCCAUAGAAGCUGUGGCUGCCCCAUCCCUGGAAGUGUCCAGGGCCAGGUUGGAUGGGACUCUGGUCUAGUGGAAGGUGUCCCUGCCCAUGGCAGGGGAUUUGGAAAUGUAUGAUCUUUCAGGUCCCUUCCAAUCCAGCCAUUCUAUGCUUUUAAGAUUCCUAUCCCUGUAGUCCCAACCCUUCAACUCCCAUCAGAUUUUCAGAUUCCUGCAAGCCACUCCUUUGGGACAGGAGUGCUCCAAACUGCUGAUAUGUGUUGCUAGGAGACAAUAAUGACUGGGUACUUAAGAGAGAUAAAAGAUUUGCCACAGCUUAGGGGAGGGGUACAGCUGACUACUCUGUUUCUUAUCUGGGGUUUUUCUCAUGGAGGUGUUAAGACUAAGGUGUAGUAAUGGGCUACAUUGUAAUCCUCAUGCAAAUGAGGAGGAGUUGUUAAGUAUGGUGGGGAGAAGUUCUCUUAAGAUUUGCAGUUCUUUUGGCAUGUACUUUUGUUGUUCCAGUAUGAUUUUGAACCUUUUUCUGUUGUCCCUUCAAUCCUCCUCCUCUUUUGUGGUUGCUGGCUGGCAGCUCUGUCUGACAGGGCUGUUGAAAUGUGGUGGGGUUUUUUUUGUUUUGGGGUGUUUUUUGGGUUUUGUUUGUUUGUUUGUUUGGUUGGGUUUUUUUGGUGUUUUGGUUUUGGUUUUGGUUUUGGUUUUGGUUUUGUGAGGAUUAGGACUCCUUCCUUCCUUCUCCUUCACAGAAAUUUGAUUUGGUAUAAGGGCUUUACCAAAUCUUGUAAUUGCCUGCAUGAACUGUGAAUUUUGCAGCUGUAGUUUUGUGAUGUUGAAGUCCCCAUCUUGUCCCUUUUUUCAUGGUUUCUUAUGAAAUAGCCAGAACUGGCAGGUCUGAGUUCUGAAGCCAAUUCUGCAGCUCUUGCCUUGUGUGGUUCAGUCCUCUCUGCUGUUUUGUGGAAGCAUUCAGUCUCAACUGUGGGCAAAGAAAAAAUUAAAAAGGAAUUGCAGAUUUGAGUGCUGCAGGGUAUACUGUGAGUUUGUUUCUUAGGAACAUGUGUGUCUGCAAGUGUAUAGGAAUAGGUUGUAUGUCUUUAGUCUCACUAGUAUAUCAAAAUUGAAACAGGAACGGCUGUUACAAAAAAUAUAUUUUGUUGAAAGAGUUCUUGUCUUAUGUUGUAAUGCAAGAUGUAACUGAAGUAUGUCUUCUGUUAGCAUCUGUUACACCAGGUGGGGCAGUGUUUCUUUAUCUCUUGCAUGACCCAUCUCCCACCCAGGGAGAUUAUCUGCUGGUAAUGGGCCAUCACUGCCUGACUGAUAAAAUCACAUCAUCCCAUUGUGAGAUGCUCCACCCAGAGGGAGGAGCCAAGCAUUCCUACCUGGAUAAAAUCUGAGAUUUGGAACUGCUUGGCAGCCUUUUCCACUGGAUUCCCAGAGGAAGACUGGACCCAUCUGUGCCACCACUGGACCUUCAGAGGAAAACGACACCCUUCUACAGGAUCACUGCUUCAACUGAACCAGAUCUGUCACUCCUGCAGGACUGCAGCCACCAUUUAUUCAGACUGCUGCCUACACCCAGAGCGGCAGGGUGUCAGGUUGUAUUCUGACUCUGCCAGUGUUUUGUGUACUCCUACAUUUUAUUUGAAUUCUCCUGGAAAGGGACUGUUGUUCCUGUUUUCCUGAGAGCAUGGCAGUGCUGCUGGAGACCGCAGUGGGUGACCUGGUCAUCGACCUGUACACGGAGGAGCGGCCCCGUACUUGUCUGAAUUUCCUGAAGCUCUGCAAAGUCAAGUACUACAACUAUUGUCUUAUUUAUAAUGUACAGAGGGAUUUUAUGAUCCAAACUGGUGACCCCGUGGGAACUGGCUGUGGAGGGGAAUCCAUCUUUUGUCAACUGUAUGGUGAUCAAGCCAGAUAUUUUGAGGCAGAGAAGUUGCCCAGAAUCAAGCACAAGAAGAAGGGAACCGUGUCAAUGGUGAAUAAUGGCAGUGGUCAGCAUGGAUCACAGUUCCUCAUUACCACAGGGGAAAACCUGGAUUACCUUGAUGGUGUACAUACAGUGUUUGGAGAAGUGACAGAAGGCAUGGAUGUAUUGCAGACAAUCAAUGAAACCUUUGUAGAUAAGGAUUUUAUCCCAUAUCAGGAUAUCAGGAUCAAUCACACAGUCAUCUUAGAGGAUCCCUUUGAUGAUCCACCUGGCUUGUGUGUUCCAGAUCACUCACCAGAACCUACAAAGGAACAGCUGGACAGUGGCAGAAUAGGAGCAGAUGAAGAAAUUGAUGACAUGAAAGGACGGUCUGCAGAAGAAAUGGAGGAAGUUCAGGCAGAAAAAGAAGCAAAAACUCGUGCUAUUCUUCUGGAAAUGGUGGGAGACCUACCAGAUGCAGACAUCAAGCCACCAGAAAAUGUGCUGUUUGUGUGUAAACUGAAUCCAGUGACCAGAGCUGAAGACCUGGAGAUAAUAUUUUCACGCUUUGGUCCCAUUAAAAGUUGUGAAGUGAUGCGAGACUGGAAGACUGGUGAAUCUCUUUGCUAUGCUUUCAUAGAGUUUGAAAAGGAGGAAGACUGUGAGAAAGCCUACUUGAAAAUGGACAACGUGCUGAUAGAUGACAGACGGAUCCAUGUGGAUUUUAGCCAGUCUGUUGCAAAGAUGAAAUGGAAGGGAAAAGGUGGGCGGUAUACCAAGGAAUGUUUCAAGGACUAUGAGAAGGAAUGCGAUAAACCUUCAAAAUAUGCUCUGAAAGAAAAGGUAAAACCAAAGCAGGAUGCCAAGUAUGACCUGGUGCUGGAUGAAGAUGUAGAAAAGUGUCACACAAGUCAGUCACAUUUAGCUAAAAAACACAAGAAGAAAAAGCACCACUACUCUGAAGAUGAUGAAAAGAGGAGCGAAAAAUUGAAGUAUUCUGACCGAAAGCAUGAAGAACACUGUAGGGAUAGGACCAAGGGUAAGAAGAAAGACAGGCAUCGGAGCCGCAGCCAUUCUCGGGAGAGAGAUUACACUUACAGUAGGCAAAAAGGCAAGUACAGAUGAAGGACAAGGAAAGGAAAAGACAGAGGGGAACUAAUGCAAUAAAUUAAACCUUUUUUUUAAAAAAAGUAAAACAACAAAAAAUUAAAAAAUACAAAAACCCUCAAAAAAAACCUUGCAGCCAAACCAGGGCAGGCAGAGACCUGCUGUGCCACCCCAUAUCUACAACAGGUCUCUUAAAUGAACAGCAAUACCUUACUCACAGCUGGCUGCAAUCUUCCUUUUGCAACUUUGUAUAUUCUGUCUCUUAAGUCCUGUCUCACCGCCCAGUCCCAGGUUAGGCUUAGCUCAUUUCACCUUCUUCAUUCAUGACAGGCUGUUCAUCCACAUCAUUCACAUCUUUGGGGUGAUGUUGUAAUGAAUCACCCCGGACUCCGUUCUUCAUGCAGGAAAGGCCAAAUUUUUAUUCACACAACUCAUUUUAUAGUUUUCAAAGGCCUCAUAAGCAAUUCCAAAUGCUUUAUAGUUUUCUCACCUAUUGCUCUAUUGAUUAAUAAGGGGCAUUUGACUUGUCCAUCAAAUCUCUCUAUUUUUGAAUUCUUUGCGUGUUUCCUUUACUGAUUUUCAUGGGACAGAUUAGUUGUUUACUGCAGGUACACAUGUUUUUCCCCCCAAGGUGAGAUUGUUAUUAACUGACUUUAAUUCUUCUGUUUUGAAGGACACCCAUCCUUCCUGGACUCCUUUGUUUUUAAGUGCUGCUGCCCAUGAACUCUCAACCUUGAAUGUAUAAAAGGUGUUUUCUUUAUCUCUUCCACCACCCAUCCUCCCUCCAGGGAGAUUUUUUCUGUUAAUGGGCCAUUAAGGCUCACUGCAUGAGUGAUAAAAUUACAUCAUCCCCUUGGGAGAUGCUCCACCCAGGCGGAUAAGCCAAGCACUCCUACCUGGAUAAACCUGGGAUUCAUAACACAGAGACAGCCUGUUUGCACUGGAUUCCCAGAGGAAGACCAGACCCAUCUCACCACCACUGGACCUUCAGAGAAAACUAUCCCCUUCUACAGGAUCAUCUCUGCUCCAGCAGAGCCACAUCUGUCACUCCAGGAGGACUUAACUGCACUGCUACCAGCACCCUGACCCACAGGGUGUCAGGUUGU